Molecule: messenger RNA, 468 nt
Organism: Kluyveromyces marxianus DMKU3-1042
Lineage: Eukaryota; Fungi; Ascomycota; Saccharomycetes; Saccharomycetales; Saccharomycetaceae
Gene: MRPS8
Product: mitochondrial 37S ribosomal protein uS8m MRPS8
Exons: 1
Coding region: 1-468 (155 amino acids)
Biological process (GO): translation
Cellular component (GO): ribosome
Molecular function (GO): structural constituent of ribosome
Source: RefSeq, a predicted model, not a curated record
AUGUCAUUAGUUAACUUGGGUAAUGUGUGUGCGCAUUUACAAAAUUGCUCUCGUGCAAGAGUUGGAUUAACUGCUAUUCCAUAUACAAAACUACAUUUGAACUUCGCUUACAAUUUGUACAAGAAUGGGUUCUUGUCUAGUUUACAACGGGGUUCUACUAAAGGUCCAGACAUCACACCUGUGGAGGUAACACCAGAUAACAUAUCUACAAGAAAGUUAUGGUUGGGUCUAAAAUACAGAGAGAACAAACCAGUUAUUUCAAGUUGCAGAUUGAUAUCAAAACCAAGUUUAAAAAUCAACCUGGAUCCACAUGAUAUGAGGAAGCUAUGUUCUGGUAAUUCUGUCAGAUUGGUUAAGCCUUUAGCUCCAGGUGAACUUAUCCUUGUGAGAUGUGGGAAUGAGAUCAUGGAUAUUAAUGAUGCCAUUGCCAAGAAGCUUGGUGGUGAAUUAUUGUGCAGGAUCAGAUAA